This is a messenger RNA of Cladophialophora immunda, 2057 nucleotides long. RefSeq lists its product as uncharacterized. The transcript is spliced from 3 exons. Gene Ontology annotation, cellular component: outer membrane. Bases 635 to 1390 code for a protein of 251 amino acids. The record is from RefSeq and is a predicted model, not a curated record. NCBI's taxonomy places the organism in Eukaryota, Fungi, Ascomycota, Eurotiomycetes, Chaetothyriales, Herpotrichiellaceae.
CAGCGUCUGGUCGACGUAAUCUGGUGUCAUUGAGAGCAGACUCGGUGCCGAUAUUCUGUUGACAGCUGACUGACUGCUGAGAGACGCUUCUGUCCUUAUCUGCUCCAAAAGAUGACAAGCCACGAAGCUCAUCUCUCAUCUCCCCCGGUCCAGGAUAGGAUUCAAUCAGGGCGAAAGGGUUUGUUUGUUUGCUUUGCUUCCCAAAGUUUUUCAUUCUUCGAGGGGGAUCCAUGGAGAUCGACCAAAGUCUCUGGUCUGAACGUGAUAGUCUCCCAAUCACGGACGGUGGCGGAACUGCAAUUUUGCUUGAGUAAGUCGCAAAGAGGCAUUUUGUGAAACAGGUGAGGAGUCUUGGCGCCAGCCUGUGACUGUGGUGGCUUGGUGGCUUGUGGGCCUUGGCGUUUCGCAUCUGGCCUCGUGGCAGUUCGGAGCGAUGAGGUCAUAGUUUGUCCGCCAUUCCGGCCAGCCUCCCAGCCUGCCUGCCAGCCCCCGCCACCCUCCGCGACAAUACCCGGCAUGACUAAGGAGUGAUGCCGCUGUCAUCCCCCCCUAUGCCUUGCCCUUGAAAACAUUGCGACGGCAUCUCUGCUUCGCUCGUCUCUGAAGAAUUGCGAUUCGAUUCACCCAUAUCAAUAUGUCAGACUACUACAACCCAAACUCGUAUCCUCCUCCGCCAGGAAGCGGGCACAACCAAUAUCCGCCUCCUCCGCGAUCACAAUACGAGGGUGGGCAAAGCUACACUGCUCCACAGUCCUCGUAUGGAGAGUAUCAGCCUGCACGCGAAGACCAAUACAGAUCUUCCCCCCGUACCUCCGGCAUGCAGGUUGGCCAGUACGCCGGCGAGUACGACUACAAUCGUGAACGUCGCAACUCGGGCCCUUUUGCCGCCAGCCAGUAUCGCGCCGGUGACAGUUCGUCAUAUUAUGCGCCUCCGUCGCAAGGAUAUGACGAUCGCUAUGACGACCGCCCAAGCUCCCGCGGCUCAAGGCGUGAAAGGGAAAGAGAAAGGGAGAGGUCAAGAGAAAGGGGAGAGAAACGUCACGAUAAACACGAGGCCGGGAAGGAGAUAGGGGCAACGCUCCUUGGUGGCGCGGUCGGUGGAUGGGCUGGCCAUGAACUCGGCCACAGCAACAGCCUGAUCACCGUUGCUGGGGCGCUGGCCGGCGCAUAUGCCGGUCACAAACUCGAGUCCAAGCAUGAGAAGGACAAGCGCAAGAAGAAAGAACGCCGGGAAGGCGAGGCUUAUGGCGAAGACUACGAAGACUACGACGACCGGAGAAGCCGCUCCGUCUCUCGCUCUCGCAGGAGGUCGGGGAGCAGGAGGAGAAGUGUCAGCAGUAGCAGCAGUGAAAGUGAUAGCAGCAGGCGCAGGCAUCGUCACCAUCACUGACCGAGGUCAAGAGUUCGUGGCGCUUGUCGGUGGGUUCGGAGGAGUGUCGAGUGUCUUUAGCUGCAUUUGUCUGCCUUGUGCUUUGGCGUUUGUGCUAUGUUUCCACGCGAGAACGUGCUCAAUGACGAUUAGACGACCCUCCGCUUGUUCGCAAUUUGGUUUUUCCCCCUCUCCAAAGCGCGCUUUCUCGUUCAGAUCUAGCAAAGGGGAUCCGUUUGAUUGCGGCAUGAAACCCUUGGCCCUGAGGAAACUUGGGGAAAUAAAGUGUGGCAAAGCCGGACGACAUGCACUACCAUGGAGAGCACCCUGCAUGUCAGCGACUUCAUGUUUGUCACUAUCAAUGGUGGAGAGCUAGAAGGGGGUAUAUCUGGAGUCUUGAGUGUCAGAAUCCGGGGGAAGACGAUGAACAGACUGACCACAAUCUGGGUGUGGCCAGCAUUGUGAGCCAUUUUCCUUGAUCAAUAUUCUUCACCGAGCAUAAGGCCGUAAGGGAAUCCCAUCGGCAGAGAAAUUUGCAUCUUCUGUCUUGAGAGAAGGGCGACUAAAGUUCCGGUCAUGGUUUGAGUAUUCGAAUUGCGUCAGGCCCUGUCAUUCCCGAUAUUGAACAAGCGAGAGUCAGCUCGCACCGAAGAUACUACGAGUACCUCAGAGACAAGCCACUAAGAAC